Indicator indicator is the source of this 1293-nucleotide messenger RNA. RefSeq names its product phagosome assembly factor 1 (gene PHAF1). Gene Ontology annotation, cellular component: trans-Golgi network; synaptic vesicle membrane; dendrite. Bases 1 to 1272 code for a protein of 423 amino acids. Gene Ontology annotation, biological process: Golgi to plasma membrane protein transport. Lineage: Eukaryota; Metazoa; Chordata; Aves; Piciformes; Indicatoridae. The record is from RefSeq and is a predicted model, not a curated record. The transcript is spliced from 16 exons.
AUGCUAGAUCUGGAGGUGGUGCCCGAGCGGUCUCUGGGGAACGAGCAAUGGGAGUUCACCUUGGGCAUGCCCUUGGCUCAGGCUGUAGCAAUCCUUCAGAAGCACUGUCGCAUUAUCAAAAACGUCCAGGUUCUCUACAGUGAGCAGUCACCUCUUAGCCAUGACCUCAUCCUUAACCUGACUCAGGAUGGAAUCAAACUGCUGUUUGAUGCUUUCAAUCAGAGACUUAAGGUGAUUGAAGUUUAUGACUUGACUAAGGUGAAGUUAAAAUAUUGUGGUGUCCAUUUUAACUCUCAGGCAAUUGCUCCAACCAUAGAACAAAUUGAUCAGUCAUUUGGAGCAACACAUCCAGGAGUGUAUAAUUCAGCUGAGCAACUCUUUCACCUCAAUUUCAGAGGACUGUCGUUUUCUUUUCAGUUAGACUCCUGGACUGAAACUCCGAAGUACGAGCCUAACUUUGCUCAUGGUCUGGCCUCUCUGCAAAUCCCCCACGGUGCGACUGUGAAACGGAUGUACAUCUACAAUGGGAACAGCCUGCAGGACACCAAGGCUCCCUUGAUGCCUCUCAGCUGUUUCCUUGGCAAUGUGUAUGCUGAGAACGUCGAUGUACUGCGAGAUGGAACUGGACCCUCAGGUUUACGGCUUCGCCUGCUCACUGCAGGUUGUGGCCCGGGUGUUUUAGCUGACGCCAAGAUGCGGGUAUUCGAGCGCUGCGUGUACUUCGGGGAUUCCUGCCAGGACGUGCUGAGCACGCUGGGCUCUCCACACAAAGUCUUCUACAAGUCUGAAGAUAAGAUGAAAAUCCAUUCACCCUCACCCCACAAGCAGGUCCCAUCGAAGUGCAAUGACUACUUCUUCAAUUAUUUCACACUUGGAGUGGAUAUUCUCUUUGAUGCAAAUACUCACAAGGUGAAGAAGUUUGUCCUCCACACAAAUUACCCUGGUCAUUACAACUUCAACAUUUACCAUCGCUGUGAAUUCAAGAUUCCACUAGUCAUUAAGCGAGAUAGUGCUGAUUCACAGACAGAAACAUGUACAACGUACAGCAAGUGGGACAGUAUUCAGGAUCUCCUGGGGCAUCCUGUAGAGAAGCCAGUGGUACUUCACAGGUCAUCAUCUCCAAACAACACUAACCCGUUUGGGUCAACCUUUUGCUUUGGACUGCAACGAAUGAUCUUUGAGGUGAUGCAGAACAAUCACAUAGCUUCUGUUACUCUGUACGGCCCAACACGGCCCAGCAGCCAGCUGAGAACAUCAGACCUGCCCCAGUGAGCAUCCCCUGCAGAGUCAGCU